AUGGGGCACGGGAACUCCGACAAGAUGUAUAUCACCCAUGCUGAGCACUCCGGCAUGUUCGGUCAGCAUACGGCUUCAACAUCAGGAUACAAACAGAAGCCGCAAACACCUCAUCCAGGGAAUCUCACCCCAUUUGACUGCUGCGCGUUGACCUCGCAGCCCUUUCAAAACCCCGUUUGCGCGAGGAACUCGGAUGGAACUGGGAAUGUCUUCGAGUUGACGAACAUUAUUCCGUGGUUAAAGCAACACAACAACAUCAACCCCGUCACUCAAGAGCCCUUAGCACCGUCUGACCUCAUUCCGCUUCAUUAUGCCCGGAAAGCGUCUGGAGAAAUCCAUGACCCCAUCUCAUUCAAGCCCUUCAGUCAACAUUCUCACAUUGUCGCAAUCGCAACAACUGGGAAUGUCUUCCUCGCGGAGAGCGUCAAAGGUGGCAAGGACUUAGUCGCUGAUGUUCCAUUCAAAAAGUCAGAUGUUAUUACCUUGCAGAACCCUCACGGAAUGCCGUCCGCGUCGGUGCCUGCCCCGAGCGCGUCGAAAGCGAGCACGCAGCCUGAGAAAUCCAAGGCAGUGACCAAGGCAGCUACGAAUCCCGCUAUUGCGAAGACGAAGGCGAGCCAGCCCUGGAACGUCUCGCCAUAUUCUACCGGUCUCCCUGGUGCCUCGUUAACAUCGACUUCCGUUGACCCCCAGACGGCUACUUCGAGGCUCGUGUGGGACGAGGAAGAAAUUAUGUUCGAAGCCAUCUCCAAUCCACCCAAAGGCAAAGGCAAGGAGAAGGAUGUCGGGAAAAGGCGUGCUUACGUGCGGGUCGUCACCAGUCUUGGCGGCUCUCUGAACCUCGAGCUCUUCUGCGAGAAGGCUCCGAAGACAUGUUACAACUUCCUGAUGUUAGCCCGUAACGGCAAGUAUAACGACAACCUGUUCCAUCGACUCAUCCCCGGUUUUAUGAUUCAGACCGGUGAUCCCACGGGGACAGGCGCUGGCGGUGAAUCCUACUGGGGCACACCAUUCAGGGACGAGUACGAUAUGAAGGGCGCCGCGAAGCACGAUGGCCGCGGCGUCGUUGCAAUGGCUAACAAGGGUCCAUCGACGAAUGGGUCCCAGUGGUAUGUCACGUUCAAGGCUACGCCACAUCUAGAUAAGAAACACACGGUAUUCGGGAAGGUGGUAGGUGGAGAAGAUGUGCUAGAUGCCUUGGAGAAACUUCCAGUGAAGCCUGGGACGGAGCGACCCGCGAAGCCCAUCAGAAUAACCGAAGUCAUCAUUUACCAAGACCCGUUCGAAGACUACAAAGAACGUCUUGCUAAGAAACUCGCGAAGCGGGCUGAGGCCGACUCCAACCCUGAAGCGAACAAACCUCCCGAGAAGAAGCCCGGGCACGACAUGAACUGGUUCGGUGUUAAGGUCGGAACAGAGGCCCAGCCAGCAAUCGCUGCCGGUGGAGGUGUCGGAAAGUACCUGAACAUCAAGGCAAAUAACAAAAGGCCGCUGAGUGCCGCAUCCCCGGCCCCAGAAGCUGACAUUGGAGUGGAGGAAGGGAAGAAAAAGCGGAGGCUCGGGUUUGGCGAUUUUGAAGGGUGGUAG
Gloeophyllum trabeum ATCC 11539 is the source of this 1587-nucleotide messenger RNA. RefSeq lists its product as uncharacterized. The record is from RefSeq and is a predicted model, not a curated record. The coding region runs from base 1 to 1587 and encodes 528 amino acids. The transcript has 10 exons. Gene Ontology annotation, cellular component: catalytic step 2 spliceosome. Gene Ontology annotation, biological process: protein peptidyl-prolyl isomerization; protein folding; protein polyubiquitination. NCBI's taxonomy places the organism in Eukaryota, Fungi, Basidiomycota, Agaricomycetes, Gloeophyllales, Gloeophyllaceae. Gene Ontology annotation, molecular function: peptidyl-prolyl cis-trans isomerase activity; ubiquitin-ubiquitin ligase activity.